ACACACCAAAAAAAAAAAAAAGGGAGAAAAACCUCUCUGUGCCCAAAUCGCGAGUCGCAGACGCACGAACACCACUGACAGGCUGCUGCUGCCGCUGCUGCGCCAUCACCUCCACCAGCACCAGCAGCACCACACACCUCUCCAGGGACCCGCCGCUGCUGCCUCCUCUGCGAUUCACACGCACAAACAUUACUUUGAAUCUUUUUCCUAGAAAAUUACUUGGAUACGCUUGUUUGUCCACUUUCAGCGACUUGUUUCAUGGUGGAAGGGCGUUUUGUCAUCCACCGCAUUUUGCCUUUUUUCCCCCUCCCUCCCUCCUCCUCCUCCUCCUCCUCUUCCACCUCCUCCGUAGCACUUGGUAGAAUAAGAUGACCCGUGCAAGGUGUGUGAAUCCCCCGCAGGUACGGACGGAGCCGGGGAGCCUGUGACCGGUCGGUCCAGCAGCGGGGAUCGAUUGGGAUUGACGGGACAAACUCGUGCGUAAAAAGAACUCCGACGGAUAUUUUAUUUGGACGAGGGGAUUUCUUUUUUUUUUUCUUCUUCCUUUUCUCUUUUGGGACACUGAAUCCCUUUUUGGACGCUUGUUUUUUUGGCACCGAUUUACGGAGACGUUGCCGGAUUUAGAGGAGCGCGGUGGAGACUGAGAGAGAGAGAGAAAAAUCUUCGGGAUAACCCCCCCCCCCACACACACACACACACACACACACCACCCCCAACAAGGAAGCACCUCAAUGUUGCACUCCGUGACUCUGCUCCUGCUCUCCGGUGAUCUGUCCUUGCACCGGGAUUCGAUCUCCGACUUACCGCCGGAGUUGUGCGCGUAAAAGAGGGGGACGCGCAAGAGGGGGAGAGAGACACACACACACACACACACACACACAGAGAGAGAGGGAGAGAGAGGGAGAGGAGGGGGGCGAUCAACCUUUCCUUAAAAUCUGGUGGAAGCAGGUGUAUUUUUCAUGCAAGUCAAGAUGUCGCUGCUGCCUUCGAGGUUCAUAUACCUGUGUUUACAUCUUCUAGGUCUCUAUUUCCAGCUACAGGAAUGCCAGCAGAGCUCCGCCGAUUUCAGGUUCUACAUCGAGAACCACACGCGGAACCCCGACGACCUGAGCCGGAAGCAGGUGCGGAUCUACCAGCUGUACAGCCGGACCACGGGGAAGCACGUGCAGAUCCUGGAUAAGAAGGUCAACGCCAACGGAGAUGAUGGGGGCAAGUAUGCUCUCCUCGUGGUUGAGACGGAAACGUUCGGGAGCCACAUUCGAAUAAAAGGAAAAGAGAGCGACCAUUACAUAUGCAUGAACGAGAAAGGCAAAAUAGUCGUACGGCCCGACGGGAGGAAGCAGGAGUGCGUCUUCGUCGAGGAGUUCCUGGAGAACAACUACACGGCCCUGGUGUCGGCCAAGUACAAAGGGUGGUACCUCGGCUUCAACCGGAAGGGGCGGCCCAAGAAAGGCUCGCGGACCACGCAGCGCCAACAGGAAGUCCACUUCAUGAAGCGCCAGCCGAGGGGCCGCGCGGACCCGCUGGAGGAGUUUCUGUUCACCACAGUGACUAAGCGGACACGAAGGGCGCGGCGGUUAAAACCCAAGAGGAACUGAUGGGGACGAACGGGACAGCGCUAGUUUUCCUCGUGGGGGGGGUGGGGGUGGGGGUGGCGUCCCGUGGGGAUGGCGCGGUGGGGCUGUAACUGAAAAUCUCAAGCUUCUUCUCUUCUGUAACAGAAAAGACAGACGGACAGGAAAAGAAAAAAGUCAAAGAUGUUUUAUUUUUGUAUUUCAGGAUGACUGAAUAUUUCCUAACUCUUGGAUUCUUCUGGGUUGAUGUCAUUGUGCUAACGUGUCCGUCGUGUUAUUUAUAUUACUGGAUAAACUAAAGGACUUCUGAGAGGAGCUCGCCCGUCGUCCUCGGCUCCGUCUGAACUGCGGGCCGAAGGCAUAGAACCUUCCUCUUUCCUUUUUCCUUUUUUUUUUUUUUUUUUGACGACGACGGGGACUGAAAGCGGGAGCUGACGCAAUGUUAUAAAAAUCAGCCAACUAGAGAUUUAUUGGAAUACCUGUCGGGUUUUUUGUUUGUGUUGCCCCUGACAACACGGAUCCCAUACUUUCCACUGGAAUCAGACACCAUGGAGAUGAAACACAGAGAGGGAGGGAGAGAGAGGUGGCGGUCGCAGGUGACACUGCGCUGCCCGGGGUGACUGUGUAGCUUUUAGUGCAAUAUUUUACCGGUCUCUCUCUUUCUCUCACUCCUAUAUAUUUUUUUAUUUUUUUAUUUUUCUCCUUUCCUCUCAACCUCAGUCCUCUCACUCGCGGCUCCUGGAAUGCGCCGGAGCCUCCGAGUGCCGCGUGCGAUCCCCGCGACAUUUCCGCUGCAGCUCCGAACCACGACGUGCUUCGACUAGUCCGGCUUCAGUCCUGUUUAAACACACACGCUAAGACAAUGGAAGCCAACCAGACAAAGUGCUCCAGCGCCCCGUCACGUUCGGGAGACGAGGGUGUCAACCCCCCCCCACCCCUUGUCGUCGCCACUUCGGACUCGCUUUUCCAAACCGGCUCGCCGUGGCGCGCGCUGACGGACGCCCCCAAUUCGUCGAGGGCGCGCGGCCUCCCGGGGUCGUCGAUGAGGACUUCCUCUACCUCCUCGUCCCUGCGCGUCUCGCCCGUGCCCAGUCCCGACUGUCUGCGUCUCCAGAAACCCCUCACUCACCGGACGAAAGCCCGUGCUCGUUCUGUCCGGGGAACGCCGCAGCUCAGCCAGCCCCCCCCCCCACCGCCCCCCCGACGUCCUCCACGUGACAAUGAAAGACUUUCCCCCUGGGAAAAAGAAAGAGAAAGACGCUGAACAGGACUCAGGGGAACACUCGAGCGACACACGUUUAAAGAGCUUGUGUCUGAACCCCAAAGGGAAUUUAAAACAAAAAAAAAAAAAGUCUGUGCUUCUUCUGUCGUUCAAACCCCGCGGCCCCCUCCUCACCUGUAGUGUGUAUCCACCUGUCCGCCGGCAGGUUGUUAUUUCUUUCUCUCUUUUCUAUGCGUUGCUACUAACAACAAUGACACAUUUAUGAUUUUUUUUUUUGUCCUUUUUUUUUUUGUCCUUUUUUUUUUAAACAAAUGUAAGCAAAAAAUAAUUUUAUGACUAUUAUUAAGAUAUUUAUUGCCUCCCUUUUGUAAAUAAAAAAUUGUGAUGAGUUUUAUUUGGCCUCUGUUAAUAAAAUGAGGACUAUAUUUUAAAAAGAGAAACGUUAUGUCUCUUUUGUUUUUUUGCGACCGGUGACCAAAGGUCAAGGUGUCUGUCUGCGUCCCGGCGUCGGAUGGCGGCGAACACGACGCGGCCCGAGAGGGGGAAACGCCGCAGGGCAGCGAUUGGUCGCCGGGCAUAGCGUACAUUCCCUUCUCCGCAUUCUGCCAAGGUAUGCGUUGUUUUUUUGUAUACAAACUCACAGAGUGUGAGGACUGCGCUCCGAGGGUCGGUUGGUUUUCUUAAAUGUGAGCGAGGUGCGUUGCAACAUCCCCGAAGGCUUCUUUUAUAUCAGCGUGAAGGGCCAGCGAGUUCACAUCUGG
Scophthalmus maximus (turbot) is the source of this 3557-nucleotide messenger RNA. It is a transcript of the gene fgf24, whose product is annotated as fibroblast growth factor 24. NCBI's taxonomy places the organism in Eukaryota, Metazoa, Chordata, Actinopteri, Pleuronectiformes, Scophthalmidae. Bases 960 to 1598 code for a protein of 212 amino acids. Gene Ontology annotation, biological process: positive regulation of protein phosphorylation; limb morphogenesis; positive regulation of gene expression. Gene Ontology annotation, molecular function: type 2 fibroblast growth factor receptor binding; type 1 fibroblast growth factor receptor binding; growth factor activity. The transcript has 5 exons. Gene Ontology annotation, cellular component: cytoplasm. The record is from RefSeq and is a predicted model, not a curated record.